AUGCCGUUCACGUUCCGUGUAAACGACAUCCGUAAGAGCGACUUCGACGCUUUGCUUCAGCUGCUUCCAAGACCGGUUGCUGAGUACGGCGCGCCGUUUAGCACCUCAAGCUACCUGAAUCUUGGUUUCUCUCUGGGCGGAAGCGUCGGAACGUAUCUGCUUUCUGCGCAUGACGAGGUCCUUGCAAGUCUCGACUACGACGGCUCCUUCUUCGACACACUGGCUAACGACACUGUUAAUGCAAAGAAGCCAUCUUUUGACGCUCAUGCAUGGCCUCGGUGA
This is a messenger RNA of Ascochyta rabiei, 282 nucleotides long. RefSeq lists its product as uncharacterized. The transcript has a single exon. NCBI's taxonomy places the organism in Eukaryota, Fungi, Ascomycota, Dothideomycetes, Pleosporales, Didymellaceae. The record is from RefSeq and is a predicted model, not a curated record. Bases 1 to 282 code for a protein of 93 amino acids.